AUGGACUCGCUGCAGGCUGAGAAGGAAGCGGUGCGGCAGAUGGAGGCCGGGAUCACGUCGAUGGCGCACCAGCUGUCCCUUGUCCUUGACGACCGCGAGGUGCUGCUGGAGCACCUGGCGCGCCUCAUGCAGCCCUGCGACCUCGACGCCCUCGUCAGGGACAUGCACAUCGUCAGCGACGACAGCCCCGCGGGGGGCGGCCGCCCUGCGGGGGCCGACGCGGGGGCGUUCGGAUCGCCCGCGGCGGAGGGCGGCGCGGCGCCGUGGGAGCUCGGCGGGGGCGGGUUUGCGUGA
This is a messenger RNA of Monoraphidium neglectum, 294 nucleotides long. RefSeq lists its product as hypothetical. The coding region runs from base 1 to 294 and encodes 97 amino acids. NCBI's taxonomy places the organism in Eukaryota, Viridiplantae, Chlorophyta, Chlorophyceae, Sphaeropleales, Selenastraceae. The record is from RefSeq and is a predicted model, not a curated record. The transcript is spliced from 2 exons.